AUGCCUUCCGAUACAGAGAGCAGCGAUUUCACCGAUGGUGACCGGCUGCUGUCGGCAGCCGCCUCUGCCUUGAACAUGACCGAGUCCAGCGGCGCAGCCGCCAGUGAUCGCUACGCCAGUGCACCGGUUCUGCUUCAGAUCCGCUACAGUCGAGCUACCCAGCCGACGGAGCUACUUGUAGUCGGCACGCCACCGUCGCCCCGGCGACAGCACAUCCGCCCCCAGUUAUUGGCGCAGGGACUCCAGCUUGGGACACAAGGCUCCAGCGACACUGAUGCUCGGGGCGGUACGCCCACAACGGUCGGCGCCGCGCCGCAACACGAACUAACGUCGGAGAUGAGAGUCGCGGGGGAGCACACCCCGUCUGCGAUGACGCGAGAGGUGUCGAUGUGGAGUGAGGGCUGCGCGACUGACUCCUUCGCUUUCCUGAGAAACGCCAGGGCGCCGUCACUCUCCUACACCUGGACAGACAGCUACCUGGACGAAUCCCCGUCGACAACAAAGGCGCGGUGGAUGCAGCAACGAACUUUCGGCCCUGUUGUCCAAUCUGAGGGCGGUGGCAGCAGCACUGUCUCUUCCACACCUCGAGCUCCCUGGGAAACAGAGACGGUGUGGGGUGGCGUCCAGGCCUGCAGCGCGGCCACACGCGCCGGCCCUGCAGAAGCCGUAGGUCAGCCGCAAGACGGGCACGACAGCGGACGACGUCGCAUCACCGGAGGCGACGGUGGUGCGCGGCGUCGCCGCUUUGAUCUGACAGCGGCGGAGAUGGGCGAAAAGGCUCGCAGUCAAGAGAGACAUCACGAUGGCGCGCUUGACCACGUCUUCCUGGACAAGGUUGGAAGGCACGCGAAACCAACGGCAGCCAAGCCGCUCUUUCAUGUGAAUAGAAGUGGUGGCACCUCCAUGUGUACAAGCAACGCCUCAGCAAUGAUUGCCACAGUUCAGCAGCCACGCCGGAUGGGCCAGAUAACACCGAUAGAGAAGCUGCAGAAGCUUCUGAGCGCAGCGGCUGCAGUCAAACCCGCGGAAGGCGUGAUGCUCGGUUCUGAUGACACCACGGCAGGGGUGCCACCGUCACCGUCCACCGAUUCUAAUUGGCGAGAGGUGGGCUUCGCUUCAGCGUCCCUCGGCAUUGUCGCCGCCUCAAGGACUCUCUCGCCACCACGAGCUGUCAACGUUGCAGGCAACCGCAACGCACCCAGGAGUCGCUCGUCGUCCGACAACACGAACCAGCCGGAAAGUGACGGAAUGGGUGCCAGCUCCAGCGAGAUUGAGCCAAGUCGUGGCCAUCUCAGGGCCUCUCGUUGCGGCCCCCCACGUGGCCGCAUUCUCAAGGGCAUCUACGAGGACUGA
Molecule: messenger RNA, 1353 nt
Organism: Leishmania mexicana MHOM/GT/2001/U1103
Lineage: Eukaryota; Euglenozoa; Kinetoplastea; Trypanosomatida; Trypanosomatidae
Exons: 1
Coding region: 1-1353 (450 amino acids)
Source: RefSeq, a predicted model, not a curated record